Messenger RNA from Lytechinus pictus (painted urchin), 8223 nucleotides. RefSeq names its product protein naked cuticle homolog 2-like. The coding region runs from base 158 to 1882 and encodes 574 amino acids. Gene Ontology annotation, cellular component: cytoplasm. NCBI's taxonomy places the organism in Eukaryota, Metazoa, Echinodermata, Echinoidea, Temnopleuroida, Toxopneustidae. The transcript has 8 exons. The record is from RefSeq and is a predicted model, not a curated record. Gene Ontology annotation, molecular function: calcium ion binding. Gene Ontology annotation, biological process: negative regulation of Wnt signaling pathway.
AUAAUAUGCGCGUCGUGCGAGCGUCUAACUUUCAUCUGCUGCACUGCUCCCCUUUUCUGCUCCGAUAAAAGUGUCGCUAAAAUUGUGCAUUUUAACGAUUUCUUCACUGCACUGGAUUUAUUUUGCAUGGAUUAUCAAAAUCCUGAUGUAGUCAAGGAUGGGAAAAUCUCAAAGUAGGCCAGGAUCAAACUGGUCUUGGAGUUACAAAAGAAGAGAAAAUCCAGAAGGUGAUUCUUACAUCUUGAGAGGGUGUAUCAAUGCAAGGUAUCGAGAUUCAGAGGAGCAUCUUUGGACAGCUGAUGGGUCACCUGACCACAUACCAGGCUGUAAAAACAAUCACCAUGGCCAACCUUAUGAGUGCAGUCGUAGACAGUCUGAGAGACCAAUGAAUUUACACCGAGACAUUUGCUCACUAAAAGUGGACCUACCCCCUGAGGUGACUGGUUCUCGAUGCAGUCUCAAGGUUCAAUCCAGAGCAGAGGACUCUCCUACCAAAAAACAACCGCCUGCAUCCCCUUCAUCACCAACCAUUGGGGCAGUAGACUGUGAUGUCUCAUUAGAUGCAGAGAAAGAGACACAGGAAUGGGCGUUCACUCUAUAUGAUUUUGAUGGGCACAGGAGAAUCACAAGAGAGGACCUGUCAAGCAUACUGAAAUCGAUCUCUGAGGCCCUCGCAUGCUCCGUCAUACUGCCCCCUAGUGGUAGCCGCAAGCUGAAGUUACGGCUCUCCAUGGUUUCCGACCAUGAGACAGACACUCGCAAGAAGAUGGCAGACAAAGCCAGCCAGCCAAGUACACCAAGCCAUGACAAUCUCAGCCAGCAGCAAUCGGUCGGGACACAGUCCACCUCGCUCCCGUCCGCAUCUCCGCUGGAUGCGUCGCCACUCUUCAACAAGCAGGAGAACAAGGAGAAUUUGUUUAACCGUGUCAGGGACCGUGGGGAUGCCCCUUCCCACAGGCAUAGCUUCAACGUGAAUCACCAGUGUUGGCGGAAGGAGGAGAAGAGGUCGCGGAGGUCGAAGCAUCGGUCUCACUCGAUGGCACCUGCGGAUGUGACGGUGCCCUUGUAUGCUGAUCAGCAGGCUAGUCCUGAAAGACAUCAUCGGAAAGCAAGAAAAUCCACCUCAGCCUUGGACCAUGGGACCAGUAAGAUGACUCCCUCUAAACAGACGAGCAACGCCGGUACAAAUUGUGUGCCGGUUGAGCGCCCUCAGGAAAACGCAGAGAGACGCAGCUACUACCAGGAACUGGCUGGUAUCGAUCACCAGUGCACGAAUCAUGAACGAGAUCCAGCAGCACAGGACAAGGAUCCUGAGACUGAACUACCCCUUGGUGCCUCAGCUAGCAGUCCAAACCAAGUGAGCCAUAGACAUUUGAAAACAAGCCCCCAUCAUCGGAGGGCAAAGACUUGUGAUCCCCAAGUGCAUGGUCUCAGGAAACAAACCCUUCAUAUGAAUCAGGAAUUGUUUGCCAAGUAUGAGUAUGCCCAAAGACACCAUAAAGACUAUCACAUGCAGCUGCUGGAAGCGUCCAGGACGCGGCUUGAAGGUAUGCAACCCGUGCAGGCGGUUUCUGCCGGCACCGAAGCGGCGUUCUGCCAGCACAGCCCCAAACGGCAUAGCUUCCCGGCGGGACCAGUGAAGGUGGUCACCACCCAGGUUGUUGCACCGGCGGUGCAGGCGGCACCCGUGAACAGGGGGAAGCACCGGAGGAGAUCACGGCGACACCACACCCUGCAACCUUUGACAGUGAUGAAGCAUGAGGUCAUGGAGAAAUCAGAAGGGGUGGGGUAUAAUUCCCCUGUCCCACAAAAACACCAACACCAUCAUCACCAUGAACACCAUCAUCACCAUCACUAUCAUCACUACCAUGAUAUUGACUAAUUUAUUUAUGAAAUGAUGAAAUGAAUAGUAAUGUGAAUUAUAAAUAGACACAUGUAUACUAGAUAGAUUCCUGUAAAUUAAUUUAAAAGCAGUUUAUCAAUUUCGAUUUUAGAUGAAUGAUAAGAUGUCAAUUAUUGUAUUUCUAUAGACUAUGUAAUAACAUAUGAAGAAAAAUAAUGUGUUUAAUAGCUAGGAUGAUUGUACCGAAGAUAGUCAAGGAAGGUUGUUACAUUAUGAUGUAAAGGAAUGUACAUGUACAAGCCCCCCCCCCCCCUUCUUCAAUCUAUUCUAAUAUUAAAUAUGUGUAAAUCUUAGCAUAUAACUCUAUAAAUACAUGUAUUAGUCAUUACAUUUUAAUCCAUUGUACAUACUAAACAGCCAAGUUGAAAGUCACCCAGAUCUCUUGUAACUUAUUUUUUUUGGCAGUUAUAUAUUUCAAAGAUAGAUUCAGUAUUAUUUAAGAAGAGUUUUAUAUCUCUAUAAAGCCUUGACGUUUCUGUAACUUCUGUUUUACACGUGAUUAUUAUGGAUGAAAUUUAAUAUGUAAGCCUUCUAUUCUCACAUUACUAUGAGAUGUAUGAGAUGUUCAGUCAGUAGUUUAGAGAGGUUACUUCAAUAAUAUUGUGGAUUAGAUGCAAACUGUUAAUUUGAAGUUGUUUUAUCAAUCAAUGGUAUGCACUGAUUGGCUUAAAUAAUCAAUGUUCUUGUGCAUGGCACCCAACUAUGGCUAUACAAAGUAUGUAACAAGCCUGUUACCUAUGGCCCAUACAGCUGACUUGUGUGUUUUACAAUUGGCAACUUGUACUGUACAGUCAUUCUGAGUGACGAUAUCACAGUACAAUAACGUGUAUAUUGGCAAGAAAGACAAUCAAAUUUAAAAGUUAAAAAAAGGGAUAUUUGAGAGGUUCCAUGACAUUUGGUCCGGCGACAAUUGCUCCACUCUGAAUUCCACACACUAAUCGAAUGAGCAACUUCAAACCCACACUACACCCUACCCUAAACCUAACAUAAAACCAUAUUGCAACCCUACAUCUCAGACGAAAUUAAGCCCAGAGCAAUUGUCGUAGGAGCAGAUGUUGUGUCACUUUUUGAACACUAUGUUAUACUUGUAGGUAUGUCUUUACUUUCCGACCAAAAAUACCCUUAAAGCAAGAAUCUGCUCAUAGCAAGUUUACAAAGCGGUGGAAUGUAAAGGGAUGGAAUUAAGAACAAGUAUUGCCUCAUGAUAAUUCUUCACACUCAAGUCAGUAUCUUUAGCCUAUGUUUCUGUUUAGACGAAUUAUAAUAGUUGUUUAUUUGAGGAGUCCAAUUCUCUGAAAGACAUGAGCCUGAUUGAAUUCAGGGAAUCAAAACUGAUUACAUAACUGUUUGAUGAGUUAUCUCUACAUGUAUUAAGCAUGAAUGCUUAAUACAUGUAAAUACACACCCAGGUGGGUGUUUUCAUAAAGCUGUUUGAAGGUAUUCAUAAGUUAUGAAGACUUUACACGUGAUUGGUGACCUUUCUUGUGCUAAAUCAUAUAUCUCGAUGUAAACUGACUUAGCACCGAAGAACACUUUCCAGUUGUUUGUAAAGCAGUGCUGACAUUACAAACAGUUUUAUGAAACACCCACCAGGGAAGUACAUGUAUGACUGUGUUAUUGCAAGACCAUUUCUCUUAAACUCAAGUCUCUGAAAAAAUCUUCCCGUACAUUUGGUUGAAAUCGUGAUCUAAAAUAGACCAGUAAAUAGCAGCAUUCCCACUGCAUGGUUUCACUCAGAUACAAGAUACUUCUCCAUUUCCUUUUGAAGAUGAAUUGGUGCCUUCUCCCGUUAUCCAUUCCUCACUCCCCUAAUUUUGUCCCUUAUAUUUUCAUCUUUUCCACUGGAUUUUGUGCUGAUUACCUCUAUUCUCUCCUCCCCCCCUCUUGCCCCCUACUCUCCCCCUUUGACUCACUUCACUUCACGUGCAUGCCUUUUUUAGGAUUUCCUUCUCUCCCUGUUUGCAUUCUACAUUACCCUGACUCUUCUAAUCCUAGUCCAUUGUGUAGUUGUUAAAGUCAGUGUCAAUUGUUGCUGAGUAUUGCAUUAUGUCCAGUGCCCAGAGACACUAGAUGGUGAUUAGAGCACUCUGUAUUUUGGACCUGCAUAAAGAGGUGUAUGGGUAAACAAAGGGAUGAGGAUGAAUGGGCACUGAUUACAUAACAUCACCCCCCUCUUAUUGCAUGAAGAUACCGAGUGCCAGUUCUCAGUAGUUCCCCUGUACGCCCUGUGGGUGUUCUUUCUCAUAGUUGCGUUAGGCCCAGUUUGCCUUUCUCACUAAGGAGCUAUUUCGUUUCAUUGUCCGGAUAAGCCUCAUAGGUUGCACUCGGCUGGAGAGUUCAGGGGCCUCAUCAUCAUUAUUGAAGUCUAUGCUUGUUGGGCAAUCCAUACAAAUUUGAGAUAAUUGCAUAGAUUCUAUGGAUGGCCAAUAAUUGAAGACUGAAAAUGGUUUCUAUAUGGCACAGCCUCGUGUUCUUUGUUUGGUCUUCCCAGUGUUAGCCUACGUAGAGCUGUACACAUGGUUAUGGGAAGUCUUCAUAGAGGAAUAAAUCAUAUUCCAUCAAUAAUUAAAAACCGUCUUGACAUUGUCCUUGAUGGGGGAAUUUAUGACAAAGUUGGGAAUCCUCCUGCGUUUGAUUUUGUUGGGUACAUGUAUGAGCUCAUCAAUAUCAUGCUAUCAUUAUUAAUUCAUGCACUGCAGCAUGCGUGUUCAUGAAUGUAUUAUGUGAUCGAAAUGUCUAAUAAUGCACUACAGAGUGCCGGUGAGGCAGCCAGAUUUGUAAUUAUAAUACAUUGUCUGGAUGGCAGGUGGAAAGUCUUUUUAAAGGUGAAAGGGGGCAAAUGAAAAAAAAAAGGUUUGCUUGAAGCAAAUCCAUCACCUUGAUUGUUACUCUAUGAGAGUACAGUGAAACCUGUCUACAAUGACCACUGUAGGGAAACACAAAAUGUGGCCUUUAUAGACGGGUGGCUGCUAUAGACAAGUUCUUAUACACACAAUCUGCCUUCAUUGGAAACAGUUUUAGUGGUCACUAUAGGUAAGUGGCUGCAAUAGACGGGUUCUUAUACGCACAAUCUGCCUCCAUGGGAAACAGUUUUAGUGGUCACCACAGACAGGUGGUCACUAACACAGGUUUGGCUGUACUUAAAAUGAGACAUCUUCUUCCUAACUAUUCGCUUUUCCAAGAGUGUGUGCUGCAUCUCUUUGCAGGAAUCCAGCCAUAAGAAUGCUGAGUGCCUCUCACAGCGGGGUUUCCCCGCAUUCCCAAUCCUCAUGUCUUUGAUGGAAUAAGGAUUUCGAAAUUUCUGUGGGAAUGAUGUUCCUCUGGCUUUUGGUAAUGAAAGGUGCUGCAAGGAGUAAUCUUGGCCAGGGCCCCGUUGCAUAAAUGGUACCAUUAUUGUAACUUGCAUGGAAUCCUUGAUUUUGAUUGGUUGUUGUUGGGCGUUACCAUGGUAAUCUUGGCCAGGGCCCUGUUGCAUAAAAGGUACCAUUAUUGUAACUUGCAUGGAAUCCUUGAUUUUGAUUCCAGGUUGUUGAUCGGUGUUACCAUGGUAGUUAUAUUGGAUGGCAAAGUGACCAUAAUAGUAACGUUUAUAUAGCAGGGUCCGGGGCUGGCACUUUGGCAUUUACAUUUAUGAAAGGGGAAGAUGUGAGUUAUCAUGAUAGAAAAUUGAAUGUUAGCAUGCAUCGGUGGGGGAUCGGAGCAUUGGGAUGGGGGUCAUGCAUGAGCUGUUGGUCUCGACAAGCCCAAGCGAUCCAAACCAUCGCCAAGCCCCGUUUCCCUGCGUGCAUAAACAGUACACAAAGAAAUUGAAAAUAGAUUGGAAUCAUUUGUUCAAGUUUUGACUCUGACUUUCAGAGAAAUGGGCAGAAGAAAACUGGAGAAACUAAUUUUCAAAAAUGUUUUCAACUUGAUCACUAUAAAUUCCCAGGUGGAGAGCCACAUUCAGGUGGAAAUAAUUUGUGUAUAUUUCAAUAGGAUGGGAAUAGCAUGCUUUGGUUGUUAUGAAGAAGGGCACUGCUUUACAAUUGUAAACCUGGAUUCUAAUCCUAAUUCAAAAGCUACUGAAAUAGUGCCAUUUGAGUGACUAUCAUAGAAUUACAUCAUAUUUGUUAUCGCUUGUAAUGAAGUUUCAUGGAAAUGGUAUGUAUGAAAUCCUCACUUUCAAGUCUUAAAAUGACAUAUUUAUGCUGGACUAUCAGGGAGUUUCAGGUAUAUUUUGGUUCUGUAAAAAUAGUUACAACUCCACAACCUAUUGUUAAACAAUCUAGAUGUGUUGAAAGGUCUUCAUGUGUGUUAUAGUGUAAUCUUCCUCCUCUAAGUAGAUGUAGGAUUUCAGUGAGUAUUAUUUGUGCUGCAAUUGCAACACAAGUUUAAUAUCAAGACAAGUGCCAUUUCUCUAAUUUGCACACUUGGCUAUUAGCAGUGAAUAGUCAACUAAUAUGUUUAUUUCUUGAUGUUCAUGAUAUUGAUAUAUAUAUGUAUGUAGCGAUGCUGAUGAUUGAUUUAAAAGUCAGAGUGAAGAGGUAUGUACAAGAAAUACAGCGAAUGUAUAUAGAAUUAAGAGUAAUUCCAAUUUAUAAUUAUGAAGUAUUCAAGAUUGCCUUCAAAAGGAAUUAAUGCUCAGUUCACGAGAAAGAUGUUAGAAUCGAGAAUGGCCGACUAGUAAGGGGAAAACAAAUUGAUAGGCUGGCAUCGAGAAUGGAUUUCACGACCAGGGGGGACUGUUUCAUAAAGCUGUUUGUAGUGACUGUUGAACCUUUUGUAUGGUAAAUGCUGUACCGAAAUGUUGAGUGGCAUUGAUUCAGCUCUCGAGAGAGGGUAACCAGUCGUUCGUAGCUUACAAACGGCCUAAUGAAACACCUCCAGAUCGGCACAACUUUAGACCAGUUGGGUGUUUCAUUAAGUUGUUUGUAACUUACCGACUACACAAAUCUGGUAAAUGAUUACCCCAGAUUUUUAUCAGUGUAGAUUUAACUCACAAAAAAGGGUCACCAGCUGGUUCUAUAAUUCUUAUAGUGCAAAAGUGCAAAAUAUUGGCAGUUUAAAUCAUUAUUAAUGCUUUUUAUCUUGAUAUCACCUUUAACCUGGGAGGCGAUGAGCGAAUUUCAUCACCGUGAUCCGUGGGUCUCCCUUCCACUAAGAUGGGGGGGGGGGGGGGGUUGCAGGUGGACCUCUAGACCGGAGUCUCCCCCUUAAUUUGUACGAAUAGUGCAGUGGGUUCUUAAUGUGCAAAGGUGGUGACUCCCCUCUACACAGGGCCUCCAUUUAAUAUCCUAUCCAAGGGUUGGAGUGUUUUCCACCUUGACAUAUCCUACAUCCAUGAACGUUAACACAUAACGCAGACUUCUUUCCUGCAACCAGGCUUGGACUCAAACCCAAAACUGAGCAAGCCCUUUCCCCUUAAAAUUACAUUAAUUGCAAAAUUAAAAUAGUAAUUUGUAUUAUUAUGGUUAAAAUUGAAUCAAGGUUCAGAUUAACGUUAAUAUCUUGACAUAUUUUGAAGAUGCACACAGAUUAACUUCUCUCCCCCUCUAAUGUCAUUUAUUGCAAAAUUAUAUGUGGAAAAAAAUGAAUUUAUUAUACUUGGAAAUGAAUGUUGUGAUAUAUAUAGUGUAAAUAUUACAUUUUCUCUCUUUUUGUCUUUUUGCUCAGGGAUUUUAUAAGCUAGGCAACUUUGGGGAAUCUUUCCUUCAACAUCUUCUCAUCAAGUUUUAAUACAAUUUUAAGAACACAGGAAUCUGACCCAUUUGUAGUCGUCCUACAUUAUUUAGAGUGAGAAAUUAUUAAAAAAAAAUUGCAUUAUAUUGAUGAUCUAUGUGAUAUCCAACUCAGAAUUUUAAAUAUUGUUUUUAAAUUUGAAGAUAUUUAUUUUUUCCCUUUUAUUGAAUAUAUAAUUUUUUUUUCUUUUUUCAUUCUGUUUUAUCAAGAUUAAUGUUCAGGAAUGUAUUUUGUAUAAGGAAAUUAGCAUAAUGAACGAGUCAUGUAACAAAUUGAAUCUCAUCUCAGAUUGGAAUCGCAUUAUUCUGGACAAAGUACAUUGUGAAACAAUAGAACUUAUCAGUUCUUGACAAUAUACAGCUUUCAUUCAACCUGUGUGGCUUUUGUGAUAACAAUUAUCAAACAACCUUUGUCUAUGAGACAGAAUCCAUACACAAACCAUCUUUUUCAGAUUAUACACAGAUGGCUUGUUAUAAAAAAAAACAUAUCUCUCCUUAAUCAUACUAAUUUGAAUCAAUUUGUUUCUUUUCAAAAUAGCUGCAAUUGCCUUCAGAGUUUUUUUUUUUCAGGUAGUAAUGCAUUAAAAUUUACUACUAAAAUUU